Fusarium verticillioides 7600 is the source of this 2658-nucleotide messenger RNA. RefSeq names its product IKS protein kinase. The coding region runs from base 128 to 2362 and encodes 744 amino acids. The transcript has 3 exons. Gene Ontology annotation, biological process: protein phosphorylation. The record is from RefSeq and is a predicted model, not a curated record. NCBI's taxonomy places the organism in Eukaryota, Fungi, Ascomycota, Sordariomycetes, Hypocreales, Nectriaceae. Gene Ontology annotation, molecular function: protein kinase activity; ATP binding.
CUUCCAUUCCACUUCCAUUUCCACUUGAACCAACAGCUCCAACACAAAAUCCUCAACCUCCCCAUCGCAUCAUCUUUACCAUGAUUGCGAUCCUGGAUUUUGUACCUGACGCUCCCACUCCAAGGACAUGUCGCUAAUUCCAUACCAGCCCCAUGAGGGCCGAGAGAUUGUUCUCCGUCACCACAACGCUAUCGUUGUUCGCGAUUCUCAAUCACAUAGACUCGAGAUCAGAGGCAUCUCGACUUGUCCUACAUGCCAUCAGCCGCUUACUCGUUCCGAGAAUACUUCCGACCGAAGCUAUGAUUCCUUUGGUGCUCGGCAAGAGACCUAUGUCGACCCCGAUUACUUUCGCAUGCUCCGCGCUGCCAAUGCGAAUAACGAUAAUUCCACCGAUCACCCGCCGAGUCCAGUUAGAAGACUUUUUGGUCCUAUCUUGGGCGGCAGCAGUAGCCCGACAACAAAUCAGACAUCGCCAUCUCCAGGUCCAGAUGAGGCCGAGUUUGUGUCGAGUACACCCGGUGUUGCGCAAGCCGAAGGCAGCAGAAUACGGCGAGAUGCAUUCAGUCCCAACUACUUCAACACAUUUUUCGUCGAGGAAAGAGUCCUAGGCAAGGGAGGUAAAGGUGUUGUGCUGCUUGUACGGCACGAAAUUGAUGGAUGCGCCCUUGGCCAAUUCGCUUGCAAACGAGUCCCUGUCGGAGAUGAUCACGCCUGGUUGGAGAAGGUUCUCAUCGAAGUCGAGCUUCUCGCCAAGCUUUCCCAUCCAAACCUUGUAUCGUAUCGGCACGUCUGGCUUGAGGAUGUUAGACUCACCCGAUUUGGCCCCAGUGUCGCUUGCGCAUUCAUCCUCCAGCAAUACUGUAAUGGUGGUGACCUCCAACAGUACAUCAUCGGCGGAGCACCACGUGAGGCGACCAAAGAGGAGCUCAAGGCUCAGAUGCGUCGACGAUCGAAGGGCCAACUCGAAACCCCUGUUGAUUUGUUGAAUGGCAACCGCAAGCUCCCUUUUGAUGAAAUUUACACCCUAUUCAAGGACAUCACGUCCGGCGUGGCAUACCUCCACGCAGCCAACUACAUUCAUCGCGAUCUCAAACCAAGUAAUUGUUUGCUUCAUCGUGAGGGUGGCAGAACGACAUGCCUCAUCAGCGAUUUUGGUGAAGUCCAGCCCGAGAAUGUCGUCCGCAAGUCUUCCGGCACUACUGGAACCAUCUCGUACUGCGCUCCCGAGGUCCUCAAGAUGGAUGUCUCCUCAGGUCGAUAUGCAAACUUCACCACAAAGUCGGAUGUCUUCUCGCUUGGUAUGAUUCUCUACUUUAUGUGCUUCGGGAGACUUCCUUACCAAAGCGCGAAUGCUCUGCAAGAAGAACUCGAAGAUGUAGAUGAACUUCGAACCGAGAUCACUCACUGGCAAGGGUUCCAGGAUGAACGACGUGAGCGACCAGAUCUUCCCUCGAAGCUCUAUCAGCUAUUGAAAAGAUUGUUGUCUCUCAACCCUGGCGAAAGACCUAGUGCCAAUGAGGUUCUCAAAGCCAUGCGAGGCGAGUCAAUGACCUUCGAGAAUGGUGCAAGUCAGGAGCCUGCACCAAAUCUCGGGAUCGGAACUCGCAUCCAGAAUCUGGACUCGCCCGCUCCCCCAAGCACGCCAGUUCCAGGCCCCCGACAUCGACAUCAAACGUCAACAUCGGACAAGUUUGAAGAGAUCAGCACAUUGGCUAGGACUACUUCGAGAGACCUGUCGCCUACCAAGAGUGGCCAGAACUCUCGACUGGAUCCGCACCGUCAAUCUCUAUCGAGACAUGGUGGUUCGCAGUCCAUGGUUAUGUCCCGCAGCCAAGAAAGUCAUCGCGGAUCCUUUGUAACACCAGCCGUGAGCGUCAGCGACGCAUCUGAGCACUCAGAGAUGCACGAGAGACGAAACUCUCAGAGCCCUCCACUUUUGAUGCCGCCGCCCACGACCACAGCUGACGCUCUUAGACGGAGAGCAACUGUGUUUCUCAUCCGAUCCAUGCAUCUGGCAGGCGAGAACUCUGCGCUACUCAGCUAUGCCCUACGCCUCGGCUUAUUUGGCAUCAAAAUAACCACUCUCACACGGCCCUGCUGGCCACUCAUGGUCCAACCGAACGUAGGCAUUCCACUCGUCUGCGUUGCAGCGCUAGAUCUUGGCUUACCGCAAAUGACGAGCUAUUCUCCUGCCCUCAGGCAAGGCUACGGAGAUUACUUCACAAGCGGUCCACGAGCAUGGGGCUUAGCCAUGAGCCUUCUCCUUUUGUUCCUUCAUGUUACAGUGCUAUGGGUUGCUUCAGGCUGGGCGACACUGUGUGCCACGAAUGAGCAUGACGUCUGGGCCGAUGGGCCAUGGUAGCGUGACUUGAAAAGUUGUAGUGAUGCGAGAUGAUGUUUGUAUGUGAAUCAAUAAAUCCGUUUGGCCUGCUGAUGCGUGAGGAACGGAACGAAGCAUACCGGAGAUCGUUUGGCGAAACAUAUUGGUUCAUGAAAGUAAAGCGACAAUGGUAUGAAAGAACUGAUAGGAGAAAUAAUUGAGAAUGACGGCGGUCCAAAAAGGGCCCAGAGAAAAGUGUUUACUAAAACAAAAUAGAAAGAAGGUUGACUUCGCCAUGAUACCAUACGCUCUCCCAAGAUUAUCAACACCGAAUGAUA